Seminavis robusta is the source of this 1586-nucleotide messenger RNA. The record is from the annotation of a GenBank genome assembly. Lineage: Eukaryota; Bacillariophyta; Bacillariophyceae; Naviculales; Naviculaceae.
CAAAACACACAGACAUCAACGCAAUCAUCAACACACCGUGUCACCAACGCUCGUUCGCCCAAGCUUGCAAAAGAGACCAUGACGAAUCCAGUGUCUGACCAUGUUGACACCAAUAAAAGCCAAACUCGGAAACCAGACUUAGCCAAAGUCAAGGUGGAGCUCAGAUUGUUCCUUUCCGCUUUCAGCGUUUGGGACUUUCUUGAUCCACGAAAACCUUGGGUGUUGGUCCCUCGAGGGUCUCCUCUGGGAGUCUUUGACUUUGUCCCUCCAGUGUUCCGUGAAGGUCCAUGGGCGGUUCUACCAAUCGUUUACAUUGCAUCAACUGUCUAUCUUGCGUCCUUCAGCACCGUUUACCAUUGCGCAAAGUAUGGGUUUGAAAAUCUACCACAAGGCCACUACGAUGCAUUUACAGCUCCAUGGUAUCUGAAUCUUGCAGGAUUUCUAUGGACGCUAUAUGUGUUUUGUGAUGUAUUUGUUUCUGGAUUUGGAGCUGCUAGUGUGGCAACCUUCACAGUACAAUCGUAUUUCCUGCUGUGCUUGCGGUAUGGGCUAUCAGCAUUGGCACCGUUUGUUGAAUCCAGAAAGCUUGCUGUGGUCAACGAGCUAUUACGAUAUCCAGUCCUCAACCAAGCCACCAUAACUUUUGUCGUUUUCAAUGCCAUCUUGGCGCCUGUCUGCCUAGUGUGUCUAGUAGACGGAGAAAAGCGAAAAAACUUCAUCAAGUACUGUACAAACUUUCGGUUGAUUCAACUGCACUGUUUCAACAUCGUGUUCGCUGUCUAUAGUGGUGUAUGGGGAAGUCCACAGAGAUCAUUGCAGUGGACGGACCUGCACGCAGCCGCUAUUUUGACACUUCAGUACGGUCUCUUCUAUAUUUUUAUUCUUGACAGGUUGGGAAUACACUUGUACUUGAUAAUUUCUCCAAGGACCAACGUCUCUCUUAUUUCAUGGUUUCUAAUCACCGCAGCCACGCUUGGUCUCCAUUCGUUUUGGGAUGACAUUAUCAAGAAAUACGGAGGAUACUGGGACUCGUCUCUAACAGUUGCUGAGUGAUAAGUCGUCGCAACAUCAAGCUCGGACCAAUGCCCUUGGCAGCGGCAGAUGAAGCCUGAAGGCAGCUUGGGACGCUGCACGGUGCAGGGUUGUGUCUGGGACAGUACACUCGGGUACUCCAAGGCACUCUACUGUCGGGUACACCAAGGCACGAUGAUUGGUCUUGCAAAAAGUCUUGCAUCUCCGCUGAGCUAAAGGAAGCACCCGUAGUGUGUAUUGCUGAUUUCCAGCGCGGUAUCAACCGCAUGGUACAGGAAAAAGACAGUGUCUUGCCCGAACCCGAUAUCAAUGCACAUAUCUUCACCAAUGCACACAUCUUGUUGUAGCUUGAAACUGCCAGCUGAUUGUCAAGGGAAAGAAAAUGUGGUUCCUGGAGGUAGUAGAGUACCGUACCGUACUACCGGUAGGCCUUGAACUGUGGAUUGUUACAUACAUUUUUUGCCACUUUUAGUCUUCAUGAAAACAUAAACUUCACCCAUUCAUGUAACCAAUCCUUCAUCGCUUCAACCAACCAUCUAUUGGAAUGUAAGCAC